Messenger RNA from Cariama cristata (Red-legged seriema), 407 nucleotides. It is a transcript of the gene SCO1, whose product is annotated as protein SCO1 homolog, mitochondrial. NCBI's taxonomy places the organism in Eukaryota, Metazoa, Chordata, Aves, Cariamiformes, Cariamidae. The transcript has 3 exons. The record is from RefSeq and is a predicted model, not a curated record. Gene Ontology annotation, biological process: mitochondrial respiratory chain complex IV assembly. The annotation marks the transcript as partial.
AGCUGGAGAAGGAACGAAACCGAGGCAUUGGGAAACCACUGCUAGGAGGGCCCUUCUCGCUUGUCAACCAUGAAGGACAGCCCAAGACCAACAAGGACUACAUCGGCCAGUGGGUGCUGAUCUACUUCGGCUUCACACACUGCCCUGACAUCUGUCCUGACGAACUGGAGAAAAUGAUUGCAGUGGUAGAUGAAAUUGAUAGAAUUCCAUCUUUGCCUAAUCUGACCCCACUCUUCAUCACCAUUGAUCCUGAGAGGGACAACGAAGAAGCCAUUGCCAGAUAUGUUAAAGAAUUUUCUCCAAAGCUGAUCGGAUUGACUGGUACUAAGGCACAGAUUGACCAAGUGGCCAAAGCUUACCGUGUCUAUUACAGUGAAGGUCCCAAAGAUGAAGAUGAUGAUUACAUA